Messenger RNA from Acanthochromis polyacanthus (spiny chromis), 9563 nucleotides. Its product is annotated as CLIP-associating protein 1-A-like. The coding region runs from base 911 to 5719 and encodes 1602 amino acids. The record is from RefSeq and is a predicted model, not a curated record. Gene Ontology annotation, cellular component: cytoplasmic microtubule; spindle microtubule; microtubule organizing center. The transcript is spliced from 41 exons. Gene Ontology annotation, molecular function: kinetochore binding; microtubule binding. Lineage: Eukaryota; Metazoa; Chordata; Actinopteri; Pomacentridae. Gene Ontology annotation, biological process: mitotic spindle assembly.
GUAAUAAUUUCUUUGUCUUUUCAUUCCGGUUCCCGGUUUGUAGUUGGACCGGGCCGACCUUUAGGGGUUCGCAGAGUUCCAGUAGGAGAUUAAUUCUGUCUGUGAUGUGAACUAACGGUAGUUCGGUCCGGAAGCAGCGUUACCACUUUGGACUUUUUUUUCUUCCGAGGAAUGACUCCGUCCGUCCGGUGGGUGAAGCUACAGGCGAUUAUCGAAUUAAUUAACCUGGUAGAACCAGGCGAGCAGUUCUCUUCUGUAAACCGGCUCCCUCCGCCCGCAGCAGCUCCUCCGGAACGCACGGUGGAGCUCGCCUCUGUGUAGCUGUUAGCAUCAGAAGCUAACGGCUAUAUGAACUGUACUGAUAUUUAUUGUAGCUGUUAGCAUCAGAAGCUAAAUGCUAUAUGAACUGUAGUGAUAUUGUGUAGUUGUUAGCAGAAGCUAACAUGACCUGUAUUUGCAUUCAGUGUAGGUGUUAGCAUCAGAAGCUAACGACUACAUGUUCUUAUGUGGUAUUUAGUGUAGCUGUUAGCAGCAGAAGCUAACGGCUACAUGUACUGUUGUGACAUUUAACUUGAGCUGCGUCACUUAACGGACGGUUCGCUCCGGUAACGUAGUGGCGCCGGUUCUGGUUCUGACCCACAGGUUGGCUCACAUCUCUGCCCUCGUUAGAACUGAAUUUAAACGUCCCAGUUUGGAAACUUCUCCUGAUUCUCGGUGUGUGCCGCGCAGGAGAAUGAGGAGCAACGUCCGGCGCAGCUCUCCGCCGCGGGAUGCUUCAGCGACACUAGCCGCCUCCUAAAGCCGCCUCUGGUGUCUGAUCCUGCGGCAGCUCCUGGGCGCUGUCGGGGCUUCGGUGGAGUGAAGGUCCGCCUGGAAGUCAGAUUUCCUGUAGAAGGAGGAGGAGGUGAAGAUGGAGAACCUGCUGGAGCAGUUGCUGCAGAAGGACCUGGGCGGGAGGCUCCAGGCGGGUCCGGAGGUCCUGGAGCUCCUGCUGGACGAGGAGAAGUGUCCCGACCUGGAGCAGGACCAGACGGCGCUGGACCGAGUGGUGGACGCCGUGGCCAGCUCCUGGGUCAACUCCAGCAACUUCAAGGUGGUUUUGCUGGGGAUGGAUAUUCUGUCAGCUCUGGUCAGCAGACUGCAGGAGAGAUUCAGGACGCAGGUUGGAACCGUUCUGCCCAGUCUGAUGGAUCGACUGGGAGACGCCAAGGACCAGGUCCGAGACCAGGACCAGGCUCUGCUGCUGAAGAUCAUGGACCAGGCUGCAAACCCACAGUACGUUUGGGAGCGAAUGAUGGGAGGAUUCAAGCACAAGAACAGCCGGACCAGAGAAGGACUCUGCCUCUGUCUCAUCUCAACCCUCAACGUGUUUGGAUCUCAGAGUCUGACGCUCAGUAAAAUUGUUCCUCACAUCUGUAACCUCCUCGGAGAUCCCACCAGUCAGGUGCGUGAUGGAGCCAUGAGCUGCCUGGUGGAGAUCUACCGCCAUGUUGGAGAACGAGUGCGAAUGGACCUGGGGAAGAAGGGCCUGCCACAGUCACGGCUCAACGUGAUCUUCAGUAAGUUCGAUGAAGUCCAGAGGUCGGGGAACAUGGUCCUGUCACCUGUGUCAGACAAGAACUUCGAGGACGAUGACUCGGUGGACGGCGGUCGCUCCUCGUCCUCGUCCAAAGGCGCCUCGCUGUCCGGGAGGAAGGCGGUGAGCAUGGGUUCGUUUCGACGGCCCGCCUCAGCCUCCAGCACCAAGUCUACAGGGAGGGAUGGAUCCGGUGCUGGAGCUGUGGAUGAGGAGGACUUCAUCCAGGCAUUUGAGGAUGUUCCCACAGUGCAGAUUUACUCUAACAGGGAGGUGGAGGAAGCCAUGGCGAAGAUACGAGAUGUUCUGUCUGAUGACAAGCGGGACUGGGAGCUCCGGGUUGCAGCCCUGAAGAAGGUGCGUUCGCUGCUGCUCGCUGGAGCUGCAGAGUUUGAUGGUUUUCUGCAGCAGCUGCGACUCAUGGAGGCGUCGUUUAAGCUGUCUGCCAAGGACCUGAGGUCUCAGGUGGUUAGAGAGGCCUGCAUCACCCUGGGCCACCUGUCCUCGGUGCUCGGCGGCCGGUUCGACCACGCAGCCGAGGCCAUCAUGCCGACUCUCCUCAACCUGGUCCCCAACAGUGCCAAAGUCAUGGCCACCUCCGGCGUGGCCGCCAUCCGCCUCAUCCUCCGACACACACACUACCCACGCCUCAUCCCCAUCAUCACCAGCAACUGUACCUCCAAAUCUGUGGCUGUCAGAAGGCGCUGCUUCGAGUUCAUGGACCUGCUGCUGCACGAGUGGCAGACGAGCGCUCUGGAGAGACACGGAGCGGUUUUAAUGGAAACCAUAAAGAAAGGAAUCCACGACGCCGACGCCGAGGCUCGAUCCGUGGCCAGGAAGUGUUACUGGGGUUUCCACGCUCACUUCAGCCGGGAGGCGGAGCUUCUGUUCCAGGGCCUGGAGUCGUCCUAUCAGAAGGCUCUGCAGGCUCACCUGAGGAGCGGCGACAGUCUGGCGUCACUUCCUGCCUCCGAUCGAUCCUCCUCGUCGUCUCAGGAGAGCCUCAAUCGACCUCUGACGGCUAAAAGCUCUGUGGGAAGCAGCAGAUCCAAAGCUCCUCAUUCCUCCCGGACGCCGGCGGCCUCGUCUCCCGGUUCUCUGCAGCGUUCUCGCAGCGACGUGGACGUGAACGCCGCUGCCACCGCCACCGCCAGGACCAGGAUGCCGCCCGUGCACACCACCGCCACCAUGCACGCUUCACCUUUCAGCUCGGCCUCCGCUCUGCCCCCCGGAUCCUACGCCUCGCUGGACGACUCGUGGUCUGUCGGUGCAGACGGUCGGGUCCGAACCCGGAGAACGAGUGCAGGAAACGGUCCGUCAGACAGUCGCGGUCGCAGCCGAGGAAAAGUCGUGUCUCAGUCUCAACCUGGAAGUCGGUCCGGUUCUCCAGGUCGACUUCUGGGCUCCACCUAUGCCAGGAUCCCCAGACCGACCAUGGGAACCGCCGCCGCCAGCAGCAGUCUGACCGACAAGAGCCGACCUCGGGGUCACCGGAGCCACGGCUGCAGCCGAGAGACCAGCCCCACCAGAUCCGGCACCGCCCGGAGUCGAAUCCCCCGACCCAGCAUGAGUCAAGGCUGCAGCCGCGAAACCAGUCGCGAGAGCAGCCGUGACACCAGCCCCGCCAGGGGUUUCUCCCCCCUGGCGACCCGCCGUCACUCCCGUUCUACCAGCGCCCUGUCCUCUGCAGAGUGCUACUCAGACCGACUCUCACAUCAGGCUCGGAUCUCGGCCUCCGUCAACGCCAUGAAGAUCCUGAACACCGGCACCGAAGUCGAGGCUGCCGUCGCCGACGCUCUGCUCUUAGGAGACUCAAGGAGUAAGCGGCGGCCGGUCCGGCGGCGCUUCGAGUCUCCAGGGAUGUACUCGGAUGACGACGCCAACAGCGACGCCUCCAGCGCCUGCUCAGAGCGCUCCUACGGCUCCCGCAACGGAGGCAACGCUCCGCCGCAUUUCCUGCGUCAGACGGAGGACGUGGCCGAGGUUCUGAACCGCUGCGCCAGCGCCAACUGGUCCGAGAGGAAGGAGGGUCUGCUGGGCCUGCAGAACCUUCUACGGAGCCACAGGACGCUCAGCCGUGUGGAGCUGAAGAGGCUCUGUGAGAUCUUCACCAGGAUGUUUGCAGAUCCUCACAGCAAGGUGUUCAGCAUGUUCCUGGAGACGCUGGUGGACUUCAUCCUGCUGCACAGAGACGACCUCCACGACUGGAUGUUCGUCCUCCUCACUCAGCUGCUGAAGAAGAUGGGAGCCGACCUGCUGGGCUCGGUCCAGGCCAAAGUCCAGAAGGCCCUGGACGUCACCAGGGAGUCGUUCCCGUACGAGCAGCAGUUCAACAUCCUGAUGCGUUUCAUCGUGGACCAGACGCAGACGCCCAACCUGAAGGUGAAGGUGGCCAUCCUGCGCUACAUCGAGGCUCUGGCUCGCCUCAUGGACCCGGCCGACUUCGUCAACUCCAGCGAGACCCGCCUGGCCGUGUCCCGGAUCAUCACCUGGACCACCGAGCCCAAGAGCUCCGACGUCCGAAAGACCCUCCAUAGCUGGGCAGGGGAGGACUGGCCCGGCCGACCCGGCACCGUGGCCUCUCUGCCGGGGGAGGCCCACCUGGAGGACAGGUGCAAGCAGGCGGCCCAGGUGGUUCUGAUCGCUCUCUUCCAGCUCAACACUCCAGAGUUCACGAUGCUGCUCGGAGCGUUGCCUAAAACCUUCCAGGACGGAACCACCAGACUGCUGCACAACCACCUGAGGAACAGCAGCGUCGCCAUGGCGUCUCCCAGUAACUCGACCGGUCGGACGCCUCCUCGACAGCCCGGCAGUCGCAGCAGUCCGCUGACUUCACCCACCAACUGUUCCCUUUCACCCAGUCGGCUGUGGGGUUGGAGCUCUGAUGGCCUUUCCCGGCUGCCUCCUCCACCCUUUCCUUCCCCUCUACCUCCACCCUCUACCCACUGCUCCCUCCAGGCCCUGAGGCCGUCUUCCUCCCCCAGCCUGUUGGAGUACGACAGCGAGAACCUGAACUCGGAGGAGAUCUACAGCUCGCUGCGGGGCGUCACCGAGGCCAUCCAGAACUUCAGCUUCCGCAGCCAAGAAGACCUGAUGGAGCCUCUGAGACGAGACGGCAAGAGAGACGGCAUGCCGGGCGUCGGGGCGUCCUCGGACUCUGACCCUCGUGGUGACAUGGUGGACGGUGGUCGGAUGGCUCUGGACAACAAGACGUCGCUGCUCAACACUCCUUCACCACGGUCCUUCGCUGGGCCGCGGUUUAGAGAAUACAACCCUUAUAACUACAGCGACAGCAUGGACAAGGCCGCCCUGAAGGAGGCGCUGUACGAGGACGCCGUGGAGAGAGAUGGACGCCGGCAAGAAAGUGUGGAAAACAAGAUCCUGAACCCUAAAAGCUUCCCGGCCGGUCCUGCAGAGCAGCUGGAGCUGGUCGGGGGGCUGCUGAAGGAUCUGUCCCAGGGCCAGGCGCCGGACCGGGGCCCGGAGGAGCGGCGGGGGACCCUGCUGGAGCUCCUGAAGGUGGCCCGAGAGGACAGCCUGGUGGUCUGGGAGGAACACUUCAAAACCAUGCUGCUGCUGCUGCUGGAGACUCUGGGAGACAAAGAUCACACGAUUCGAGCCCUGGCCCUGCGAGUCCUGAAGGAGAUCCUGAGGAACCAGCCGGCCCGGUUCAAGAACUACGCCGAGCUCACCAUCAUGAAGACACUAGAGGCCCACAAGGACUCCCACAAAGAGGUUGUCCGGGCGGCCGAGGAGGCGGCAUCCACGCUGGCUGGCUCCGCCCAGCCGGAGCAAUGCAUCAAGGUGCUGUGUCCCAUCGUGCAGACGGCCGACUACCCCAUCAACCUGGCCGCCAUCAAGAUGCAGACCAGAGCCAUUGAGCGCAUCGCCAAGGAGCCGCUGCACCUGCUGCUGCCGGACGUCAUACCUGGACUGCUGCAGGGCUACGACAACACGGAGAGCAGCGUGAGGAAGGCCAGCGUCUUCUGCCUGGUGGCCAUCUACUCUGUGAUCGGAGAGGAGCUGAAGCCUUACCUGGCUCAGCUGACCGGCAGCAAGAUGAAACUGCUCAACCUGUACAUCAAGAGAGCCCAGACCUCCACCAGCAACAGCAGCAGCUCCUCCGACAUCUCCUCCUACUGACUCCACUAGGACCUCCUCCUUCCUGCGGCCGUUGCCAGUAGGAAGGCGUUCUGUGUCGGACCGGGCCCUGUGCCUCCACCAUCCCAUCAUGAAGAGCCUCCACCGUUAGUCACGAGCCUUAAGACUUCCUAGAAACCAUUUUUAAAACCGCGACUGAAUGUGAGGAACAGAAAACGUUCUCACAAAGACUCGAGGUGAGUUUGACGAAAAGUUUUAGCGGAGCUUCCUCGAAACUAUCAGGGUUUUUAUCCUUUGAUUCACUCCUCUGAGCAUAUAUACAUACAGAAAAGUUAAUAUUUGGUUCAAUGUCCCUUCUGGUUUCCGUCCACAAGCUUCUGGUUGAUCUUUGACUCCUCUGGACACUAUACCUACCAUCAAGCAUGGAGGUGGCAGUAUCAUUAUAUGAUCAACUUAACUGACUUACGUCUUUCUGACUUGGUUCUUCAGGUUCUUGAUGAGUUUAAGUUAUUGAGUUUGGGGAGACAAGUCCAGAACCUUCAUUCCAGCCUGAUGGAACCAUUUCUUUACCACAUCUGAUGUGUGUUUAGACUCAUUGUCAGGUUGAAGCAUCCCGCAUGCUGAUGGUUUUAGGUUUUCCUGAAGAACUUGGAGGUAAUCCUCCUCCUUCAUUAUUCUAUUUACUUUGUGUGAAGCUCCAGUUCCACACUCCAGUGCUGCCACCACCAUGCUUGAUAUUAGGUUUUGGAUUAAAAAAAAAGUCAAAGACCCACCUAAGACAGUCUGAAAUCAGUCCUCAAAAGGUCUAGAACCAGGACCAAAACCAAACCUACACUACUCCUAAAGUCCAAAACUGCCCAAAAUACAGUCUGAAAGCAGUCCUUAACAGGUCGUGAAGACCAGUAGUAAACCAGUCAGCCAACCAUUUUUUAAACUUAUUUCUGAAUCUGAGGAGGUGAAAAUGUUCUCACAAAGACUUGAGGUGAGUUCUAUGAAGACUUUUAGUUGUUCCUCUAAACUGUCAGUGUUUUUCUCCUUUGAUUCACUUCUCUGAGCGACGUUUUGCUUUGACACAUCAAACCUUAUUGUAAGCUGAAUGUAAAGAGCUCACCCGUUCCUGAACUACUGCCUGGUAAAUCCGCCCUGGAGCGUCCUCCAGGCUUCCAAGGCUGAAUUCAAGAGUUGACGAGUCAAAGGUUCUGCCGUGGGAAGAAUGUGAAGUUCAUGUCAGUCUGCUGCGAUCGAUCAUUUGGCUGGCCAAUGAUUUAAAGCACUACAGAUAGAAAUAUAUAUAUUCAAAGCAAGUUUUAUUAUAUUGGGCCCAAGUAGCAGCAGAAAAUAUCAGUGUUGUUAUUUAAGAAAUCAUUUUUCAUGUAUGAAGGAACCAAGAAUUCUGUCUGCGCGACUCUUAUCGGAUGGAUUUCCAUUUAAAAACGACACUCAGCUACAGGUUCCUGCUAAAAACUGGAGAAAAAGGAGGUAUUUUACAGUUUAGUCAACAUUGAAUUCAAGUGUCAGCUGGUUAAACUAGAUAGAAUUUGUUAAAUCACUAAAAUUCAUUGGAAAACACUGCUUUACGUGACUUUAUGCUGCAGUUUAGGUCGACAACAACACUGCUUUUAUUGGAAUAUCCCAAUAAAACUUUGUUUUUCCCCGAUUAUUUUUGCGUAAAAGAUAAAUUUGUAGACUGUUAUUGGAAAAUAACUCAAAAUUGAUCUAAACAAACCACAAAAACAGUGUAAAAAAUGAUGCGAAAUUAGAUUUAAGUUUGGAAAUUUGAGAUUUUUACAGAAUCUGAUUAACUUAUUUGGUGUUUUUUUCCCUAUAUUUAGUUAAAAAAGUCUAAAAAAAAACACGUCUUUUUAAUGUGAUAUCCCAAUAAAACUAUUUUUUUUCUUGAUUCUUUUCACGUUCAAGAUAAAUUUGUGGACUUUAAUUGUAAAAUAAUUCAAAAUUGGUCUAAACAAACCAAAAAAAGGUUUUUAAAAAAAUGACUUAAAAUGUGUCUAGAAUGACUUGAAACGUGUCCAAUUCUCCACAAUGACUUAAAAUGAGAUUUUAUGUUUGAGAAUUUGAGCUUUUUUUUUUUUUUUUUUUUACAGAAUAUAAUUAACUUAAAUGGGUUUUUUUAUAUAUAUUUAUUUACAAAUUUUCUCAAUGUCCAAAACAGCAAAAACACGUCUUUUUAAUGUAAUAUCCCUAUAAAACUUUGUUUUUGUCUGUUCAGUUUCAUGCUAAGUUUUAUUAGCAGACCUGCUCAUGUUAAUGUAUAAAUGUACGUUAUUUUUUCCACUUUUUCAAUCCAAACGUAGAAAGCUGUCGAGAAAAAAGCCCCAAUCCAAUGCUUACAUCGAUUUAAAGAACUAAAAAAGUUGCUUUUAAAUGGAAACCAGCCGAUAAAUGUCAGAUCUGGUGUAUUUCUGCUGUAAAUAUUUCAAACCACUGAAAGGUGAAUCUGCUGCCGAGUGGAGACUACUGUUGGUUUCAUUCCUGUCAAAUAUCUGAUGAUGAUCUUAAACAUUUUAAAUCAGCUGCUUGUGUUGUGAACCGAAUGCGAGUCCGUCUGAGACUUCCACCGGAAAAAUGUGAAAUAUUCCCAAUGUGUCCGAAGGUUCGGACGAUCAGAACGUCAGCAAUAAACUGUGAGGAGUUUCCUCCUCGCUUCCACAACCGACGUUCUGCUGCUCAGAAACUUUAUCGUCCUCAAACCAACGAGGAGCCGGAGCCAUUCGUCGGUUUGUUGUGACGCUAAAAAUGAAGCUACAGGUUGAUCGCCAUGGACAAAAACAACUCCACAAUGGUUAAAAAUGUCCUGAAAUUGGUGUAAAAUAUCUUUUAAAUUGCGCAAAAGUCUUCAAACCUUGUGUAAAAUUACUGAAAAUCAAUCAAAAGUUGAGCAAAAGGCCUUGCACUCUGUUCAGAAUUACUCAGUUUGUCUAAAAGUACUGUAGCCUUGUCAAAAACAGAUAUUCAACUGAAAGUAUUACCUAAAUGCCGAAAAGUUGCCCAAAAUUAUUUCAGAAUGACCACAAAUAUCUCAACUAGCUCAAUGUCUGUCCAAAAAGAUUUGAAAUGUGUCCAGAAAUGCUCAGAAUUUAUCCUAAACGACCAAAAUGUCUUUAAUAAGUCAGUCUGUCCUAGAAGACUUAAAAGUUGCACAAAAUUCCUUGAAAUUUGUCUGAAACAAUUCAGACCUCAUGGAAAUCUGUUACACAAAAUGAAAAAAUGAGACAUUAUGACAUAAAAGUACAAAAUAUGACACAAACAGAACAAAACAAUCGAGACCUAAAAUGACAAAUUAGAGAAAUGAGACAAAAAACCCACAACAAAUACAGAAAAUUACAAAAAAAUGGACAAAUAAAAACCAAAGUACACAAACGAGACAUAAAAUGACAAAAAGUAGAUAAAUUAGCACAAAACAACACAAAACAGGAGACAAAAAAAAUGAAGAAAAUGAGGCAUAAAAUUAUGCAACUUUGACAAAUUUAAACAAUGAUAAAAAUGAGACAAAUUUAGACAUAUCACAAAUUCAGAGACAAAAUGGAACAGUAACGAGAACCUAACUGGGUUUCAGCAGGAAGUGGAGUCUGAAGUUAAAUAAAUCAAGUUGUGAGCUCCUGUAGCUUCUGAUUUUAACGUCUCAGCAGAAAGUUCGUCGGCCUUAUUUCACUCUGCGACUGUUAAACCACGAGUUUAAACUUUAGUUCCUCCAACAACGAGCUUCUACUUCCUCAUUUGGUGCCUUCGGCUACAAACUGGAGCCUGUAAAUACGCUGAGUUCUGCCCGCAUGCUUUUAUUUUGGUAGCUCUACUUCCUGUGUAUAUAUAUUAAAUGUUUGGUUCUCACCUGUGAUAGAAUUUACAUUAAAUAAACGUUCACACUUCA